Peronospora matthiolae is the source of this 291-nucleotide messenger RNA. NCBI's taxonomy places the organism in Eukaryota, Oomycota, Peronosporomycetes, Peronosporales, Peronosporaceae. The record is from the annotation of a GenBank genome assembly.
AUGCGUAAGGUCAGUGGACCACAGCGUGAUAGGAAUCGGCGUCAGGCCUGGCAAAGAGCCGCUCCUCGAGUACAAUUUUCUCGUCCGACCGAUGCCGUCUUUGCUAAGGCCGAGGACGCCUUUUUACAUCCCGAUAGGGAUGCCUUAGACAAGCGGUAUGCCGCCCUUGCGGCCGUGCCUCAACAAGUCUCGACCGAGCUCUGUCUGCCUAUGUGGGUACCUGCGCGCGAACUUUCAGCCACUUUUUCCGAUACGGAAACCUUGACUUCGCUCGGCUCGGCGACCCAAUAG